Syngnathoides biaculeatus (alligator pipefish) is the source of this 3775-nucleotide messenger RNA. RefSeq names its product carboxypeptidase N subunit 2-like. Lineage: Eukaryota; Metazoa; Chordata; Actinopteri; Syngnathiformes; Syngnathidae. The transcript has 2 exons. Gene Ontology annotation, cellular component: plasma membrane. Bases 153 to 1691 code for a protein of 512 amino acids. Gene Ontology annotation, molecular function: protein binding. The record is from RefSeq and is a predicted model, not a curated record.
AUCUCCACUCACACAAACUUGUUGGGUCACACCCUAGAGGGUCGGUGGGAAUGUUGAUAUUGACAGAACUUCAAUAUUUGGUUUUGUGCAUCUCAUCACUGAUGUAACAACUCUGUGCUGCAUUUUGGCACAGGAAACAAUCAGUGACAGGCAUGCAGAGACAACACACCUUUUGUUUUUUCUUGAUUUCACUGUUGGAGUGCUUUUUGACUCAAAGCCAACCAUGUGAAAAGGAGACAGUCUUUUGUCGUUUCCAAAGACAAAUUGUCUUUACUGGGACUACAGAAAUCCCUCGUAGUCUGAGACCAGGCGUUACUGAAGUCUUCUUUUUGGACAGCCACAUAGAAACAAUUCCCAAAGCAGCCUUUGUUGAAAUCCCCCAUCUGGAAAAAGUGGAGUUCCUGAACACAAACACCUCUGUUAUUGAGCCAGGAGCUUUUGAAGGUCUGGUCAACAUAAAGUACGUUGAGAUCUCCAACACCCCGCUGACAUCUGUGCCUGUAGGCGUCUUUACGGGCCUCAUUAAUCUGGAGAAAAUUAUUUUAAAAUUGAACAAGAUCCGUCAUCUGGAACAAGGCUUGUUUGACGGUCUCAAAAAGGUAAUCGAGCUCGAGUUACAUGGGAAUGAGAUUGCAUCCAUUGAAGAUGGGACUUUUGAUGGCCUUGAAAACCUCACAAAACUCCAUCUGGCUAAAAACCGUCUCACUGCUGUGACAACCACCUGUUUCUCAAAAUUAAAUAAACUGGCUGUGCUUCGGCUUUAUGAAAACCAACUGACUUCUAUACCAGAGGACAUUUUGUCUAAUUUACCAAAUUUAAAAGAGUUUUCUUUGCGAAGCAACAAAUUAACAGAGCUAUCUGCUAAUCAGUUUCCUCAUAAAGACAAACUCACAAAAAUUUUCUUGGAUGACAAUCUCUUGACAAAUUUACCAGCAGAAUUCUUUGUUGGCUUCCAAAAUCUCAAAACUGUGACCUUGCACAAGAACAAACUAUCAAGACUUCCGCCUCUACUUUUUGGUCAACAUACAGAUAUGACCGAUUUAAGUUUCAGUGAAAACCAACUGAGCGAACUUCCAAAAGCGAUAUUCAGUCCUUUGAGUAGACUGACCAAGCUAGAUCUAUCCAAGAACCACUUUGCAACUAUGUCAUCUGACUACUUUGAAGGAUUGCACAGGCUCACCGUUUUGAAUCUCCGAAAUAACAAGAUAGACUCCUUGGGUCCAGAUGUGUUUGAAAAGCUUCACUCGCUGAAAACCCUGGACCUGUCCAGCAACAAUCUCCAAACGCUCCCUGAGAAUAUUUUUGAACCAGUGACACAGCUCUCUAAAGUUUAUCUUAAUGAUAACCCCUGGAAUUGUGACUGUAACCUUUUACAUCUUCAUCACUGGAUAAAGGCAAAUUCUAGGAUUGUUCGUAAGCCAGUUGUCUGUUCCUAUCCAGAAGAUCUUAAAGAACAGGAGAUCAAAUCAUUGGCAGAGGAGCGAUUUAUCUGCCCUACUGUAGGGUUCACAACCACCAAAUUGCCUACAACGCCUCUCACAACCCUAGAACCAACCACCCCCCUCUCAACAACUAUUCCAAAAACUACUUGGUCAACCACUCCAACAUCUACUACACCUUCAGCUACAAGAGCUUCUACCACAAUUGCAGCUGAAGAAAGAACAAAUGACAUGAAAGCAACAACACAGUAAACGAUGACAACGACCAUGCCCACUAGCCCAGUUGUCACAACAAGAACAAGUCACAACUAAACAAUCAACAUUAGCCACAAAAGCACAGACCACCCACCUGACAACACAAGCGAACGGCCAUUUCUGAACCAACAAUCUCGGUCAUUUUAACUUGUCCUAUGCAACCACCUCGAGAAACCUGCUUUGUUAUCAUACAAGGACACAAAUCCAGCUAAGCAGAGCAAAUGCCAGGUACUCAUGUACAUCGGUCUGCUGCUGGUGGAGGUCUCCUUUACUUUUGUGCCAGUUUAAUUCACCGUGUCUGUACCGCCUGCUGCAGUGCAGCAAGAGGAUGCAGCACGAGGUCCAACUCACCCAAUUCUCCUUCAGCAAAGUAGUCCUCUUCAGGCCUGUGUAGGAGACAGAAACCUCAAGGCUUGAUAAAACAUCACCAUUUCAGUAGAGACUUUACCUCAUUUAAAAUCCAAUUUUAGAAAAGCACAAGAGUGUAAUCUUGCAGCGACGGCCGUGGAAAAAAAAGCGAGACAUAAUUCGGAGGCCAACUGGCCGGCUUGCUGUAGAUCUUUUUUUUUUCACAUGCGGUCACGCUUUUGACCAAAAGUCACUCGCGAUUGCAAUGCGCACAACUGUACUUAAUAAGUAAGUAAUUUCAUAUGCUAUUAACAAUUCUAACAGAUGAUUAAGUCAUCUGAGAAAAUAUAUUUUUAUUUGGUUAAAAAGUAAUUGUGAAUACACUGGAGAAAAUAAGACAUUUCACUCAUUUAGGUUAUAAAGUAUUUAUCUUAAAUUCAGAUUAUGCAUGAAGCAGGAAACUGUAUUUCUUGUCCUCAAAUAUUUUAGUAAGGCAGUUUGAAACAAAUAUACAAAUAAAUAAAACACAUAUAAAUAGUUGUUUAAACUUGCCAAUUCUUUUAUCAAAAACAUACGUCAUCAUGAUAUAAAAAAGAGGAACACUAGUUUGUGAUCAUAUUUUUAAGGCACAAUUUUAUUCAACUCUGGAAAUUCAUGGAAAUUUGUAGAAUUAUGGAUCUAUUUGGCUUUGUGGUCAAUGGUUCUCAAAAGAAUGGACUAGCGCCUCAACAGUACACUGUCAAGUAAGCCCUCACCUGGAUCGGAUGGUGAUGCAGUGGGAAGGUUGACAAAGAAUUGUUAAUCAGAUACAUAUUCAGAAAUUAUGAUGUCCAGAAACUGAUAGUUGGCUUGACAGUGUCUUGAUGUCAAUACUUAGCGGUUGUCUAAAAGUGAGCACACUCAUUUAAAAGUCAAGACAUGUACCCGUAAUACACAAAUCUAACCACAAAAUGAAAAAAAAGAAAUAUUACUCAAUUGGAGGUCAUACAAUUUUCCAGUUAGCGCUUGCUUUAAAUGUUUUUUUGCAAAUAUAUAAGCAGUAACAGCUCCGUUUUUCAUAAGACUUGAUUUUCUGUUGAUUUAAAGUAUGAAAACCCACAAAGUCAAUAUGUGAUUGUCAAUGUUUUAGGAAGUUGAGUCAUAUAAUGAUUUGUGUGUGAAAAUAAUAUAAAAAGACUCAUCAAAUAAGUCAUCAAGGAGUAGCAUAGUAUAACAAUAUUAUAAAAAGUUUGUUUGCUAUUAGAAUACAAUAAAAUGUUAACACUGAAAAAUAACACUGAGAAGCAAUGGAAACAGAUAGGGAAGUGGGAACAGAUGUUUAACAAGAUAAUAAUGACUAUCGAUAAUAAGUUAGUCUGUGUUGACAUGAAUGAGGUGAUGGAGAAACUUGGGGAGAAAUUCUGAUCUUAAAAGGCACUGAAAAUAACUCCAAGUUGACUUAAUGCUGUGCAACGCAAUAUUAUUUAAACAAAAACUGGGUUACAGUGGUCUGUGUUGUUCUGCACCCCCCCCCCCCUCCCCCCAUUUGUAUAACACACAGUGUGAAUAGAAACAAAGCAUUGAAUUGGAUAGAAAAAUAAUUAAGAAUGGAGCUAACGACAAUCAGAAGAAUUUACCCUAGCCUUGAACUUGACCCAUUGACCUCUCUGUCCUGGGUCCUUUAGCGAUUCUCUAGUCAAUUUAACAUUUUAGACAUGUUUGAUCUGAUCAAGCUAAUAUAUAUAUAUAUAUAU